This is a messenger RNA of Mus musculus (house mouse), 1609 nucleotides long. It is a transcript of the gene Tnfsf4, whose product is annotated as tumor necrosis factor (ligand) superfamily, member 4. The coding region runs from base 145 to 741 and encodes 198 amino acids. Lineage: Eukaryota; Metazoa; Chordata; Mammalia; Rodentia; Muridae. Gene Ontology annotation, cellular component: cell surface; membrane. Gene Ontology annotation, molecular function: cytokine activity; tumor necrosis factor receptor binding; tumor necrosis factor receptor superfamily binding. The transcript has 3 exons. The record is from RefSeq and is marked validated. Gene Ontology annotation, biological process: positive regulation of interleukin-2 production; T cell proliferation; positive regulation of activated T cell proliferation.
AUUGCUUUUUGUCUCCUGUUCUGGGACCUUUAUCUUCUGACCCGCAGGCUUGACUUUGCCCUUAUUGGCUCCUUUGUGGUGAAGAGCAGUCUUCCCCCAGGUUCCCCGCCACAGCUGUAUCUCCUCUGCACCCCGACUGCAGAGAUGGAAGGGGAAGGGGUUCAACCCCUGGAUGAGAAUCUGGAAAACGGAUCAAGGCCAAGAUUCAAGUGGAAGAAGACGCUAAGGCUGGUGGUCUCUGGGAUCAAGGGAGCAGGGAUGCUUCUGUGCUUCAUCUAUGUCUGCCUGCAACUCUCUUCCUCUCCGGCAAAGGACCCUCCAAUCCAAAGACUCAGAGGAGCAGUUACCAGAUGUGAGGAUGGGCAACUAUUCAUCAGCUCAUACAAGAAUGAGUAUCAAACUAUGGAGGUGCAGAACAAUUCGGUUGUCAUCAAGUGCGAUGGGCUUUAUAUCAUCUACCUGAAGGGCUCCUUUUUCCAGGAGGUCAAGAUUGACCUUCAUUUCCGGGAGGAUCAUAAUCCCAUCUCUAUUCCAAUGCUGAACGAUGGUCGAAGGAUUGUCUUCACUGUGGUGGCCUCUUUGGCUUUCAAAGAUAAAGUUUACCUGACUGUAAAUGCUCCUGAUACUCUCUGCGAACACCUCCAGAUAAAUGAUGGGGAGCUGAUUGUUGUCCAGCUAACGCCUGGAUACUGUGCUCCUGAAGGAUCUUACCACAGCACUGUGAACCAAGUACCACUGUGAAUUCCACUCUGAGGGUGGACGGGACACAGGUUCUUUCUCGAGAGAGAUGAGUGCAUCCUGCUCAUGAGAUGUGACUGAAUGCAGAGCCUACCCUACUUCCUCACUCAGGGAUAUUUAAAUCAUGUCUUACAUAACAGUUGACCUCUCAUUCCCAGGAUUGCCUUGAGCCUGCUAAGAGCUGUUCUGGGAAUGAAAAAAAAAAUAAAUGUCUCUUCAAGACACAUUGCUUCUGUCGGUCAGAAGCUCAUCGUAAUAAACAUCUGCCACUGAAAAUGGCGCUUGAUUGCUAUCUUCUAGAAUUUUGAUGUUGUCAAAAGAAAGCAAAACAUGGAAAGGGUGGUGUCCACCGGCCAGUAGGAGCUGGAGUGCUCUCUUCAAGGUUAAGGUGAUAGAAGUUUACAUGUUGCCUAAAACUGUCUCUCAUCUCAUGGGGGGCUUGGAAAGAAGAUUACCCCGUGGAAAGCAGGACUUGAAGAUGACUGUUUAAGCAACAAGGUGCACUCUUUUCCUGGCCCCUGAAUACACAUAAAAGACAACUUCCUUCAAAGAACUACCUAGGGACUAUGAUACCCACCAAAGAACCACGUCAGCGAUGCAAAGAAAACCAGGAGAGCUUUGUUUAUUUUGCAGAGUAUACGAGAGAUUUUACCCUGAGGGCUAUUUUUAUUAUACAGGAUGAGAGUGAACUGGAUGUCUCAGGAUAAAGGCCAAGAAGGAUUUUUCACAGUCUGAGCAAGACUGUUUUUGUAGGUUCUCUCUCCAAAACUUUUAGGUAAAUUUUUGAUAAUUUUAAAAUUUUUAGUUAUAUUUUUGGACCAUUUUCAAUAGAAGAUUGAAACAUUUCCAGAUGGUUUCAUAUCCCCACAAG